CGAUGAUCUGGCGCGGGCUGGAUGAAGCGACCGUGCCUCUCCUGGGGCGCGAGCGGGCAGGUGGCUCCGCAGCCUCGUCUCGAGCUUGGGAGGAGGGGCGAGCGGGGAGCGAAGGGGAUCCGACUGUGGGAAGCGCGGCCACGGCGCGCCAUGUCCGCGGCGCCCUCCUGGGACCCCCAGGCGCCAGGCGGCCGCGGCGCCUCCAUUGAGAGCAGGUCGUACGCGGGCCCGGUGCUCGCGGUCGCCUCCGCCACACUGCCCAGCGAGGCCGGCGGGACCGGCGGCGCGUCCUUGCUGCUCGCCGGCGUGGGGCCAGAUCUGCACGCGCUGCUGCUGGGAGAGGGUGCCGCCGCAGCCGCAGCCGGCGCCCCCGCGUGGCACCGGCUGCCCUGCGUCCUCGGCGGGAACGCCCACGUGCACGGCAUUCGCGUCCGUGAUCCAGACGGAGACGUGGCCGCCGUGUUUGGGCCGCAGCACCUCGCCCUCGUGGCGCUGUCCCUGGGGGCGCGCCCGCUCAGCCCCCUGGUGCAGCCAGCGCGCCUGCCUGACUGGCCGCUGGACGUGGCGUGGCUGUGCGAAGACGAGCUGCCCAGCAGCGUGGCGCCGCCGACGGGCGGCGGCGGCCAGGGCCAGGGCUGGCUGCUGGCGGUCGCCUUCGCACGGGUGUUCGUGGAGCUCUGGCGCUUUGGGCCGGCGGCGCCUCAGCGGCUGCUGCGCGCUGCCGGCCCAGAGGGCGUUGCCUUCUCGUACACCGCGUCCCUCUGCAGGCCCUGCGCUCCCGGACCGGACGCCGCGCGCCUCCUCUGCGCCACGGGGACCUUCGAGGGCAGCAUCGUCCUGUGGAGCGCCAUCGCUCGUGGCAGCGAGCAGCGAGAAGCCCACCCGGAGGCUGCCGUGGCCCGGCCCACGCUCGCCACUCUCGCCGGCCACCAGGGCGCCGUCUUCCGGGUGCGGCUGCUGUACGGCGGCUGCGUCGCACUCUCGGCCUCGGACGACCGCACCGUGCGGCUCUGGUCUGCCAGCGGCGCGGGGGCGGCGGAGCGCGUGCCCGAGGGCCUGCGGCCCGCCGCCGCGCAGGGCGAGGGCUGGGCCUGCCGCGCCGUGCUGCGGGGCCACGGCGCGCGGGUCUGGGACGCCGUGGUGGUGCCCCUCGGGGCGGGCGGCGGCGUGGGCGUGGCCUCGGCAUGCGAGGACUCGGUGGUGCGCCUGUUCUCCGUCGCGGGCGCGUGCCUGCGGGAGCUGCGGGGGCACCUGACGCGGGGCGUGCGGUGCCUGGAGGCGUGGGGGUCGCCGAGGCCCACGCUCGUCUCUGGCGGCGAGGACGGGGCGGUGAAGACGUGGCCGCUGGAGGCUGGCGAGGCGGCCGCGGCGGCGCGCACGAGGCAGCGCCGCUGGACCGUCCCUGGCGCGGCCGACUGGAUCCGCGAGGUGGCGCUGCUCGGGGGGGGCGCCGUGGUGCUCGCCACGAACUUCGGCCGCGUCUACCAGGUCGCCCUCGGGUCGCCUGGCGGCGGCCUGGCCGAGGAGGAGCUCUAUCGUGCCGCGGAGGGCACCAUCUUCACCUGCCUGGGCGCCUGGGAGCGUGAGCCCUCGGGAGCAGCGCUUCUGUGGCUCGGCUGCGCCGACGGCAGCGCCGUCGUCCUGUCGGGCUGUGGCGCUGCGCCCUGGACCGAUAGCGAGUGCAGGCUGCAGGCCUUCGAGCACUGCCGCGUGGGCGCGGCCUUUGCCGGCCGCGGCGGGCACGGCGCGCUCGCGGAUCACCGCGGCCGGCUGAGCCUCUGGCGCAUGGCCGGGGGCCUCCAGGGGCUGGGCCAGCUGCAGCUGCAGCAGCCUCCGGGCGAGAAGAACCAGCGCCCCCUGUGCGCCGUGCUUCUCGGCGUGGGCGAGGCGGGCUCCGAGCUCAUGGCGGAGACGCUCGGGUGCCCCGGCCUGGUCUGGGCCGUCGGCGACGAGCACGGCUGCGUCCACGCCGCUGGUUUGCGGGACGCGUCGUGCUGCCGGGGCGUGCACGGCGGAAAGGUGCUGUCGCUUUGUGAGGUGAGGAGUGGUGCCACCGACGGCUCUGCCUCUUUCCUCUCCAGCGGGAGCGACGGCGCCAUCGUCCUCCACCGCUUGGAGGCUUGCGGGGCCUGGCGGCAGCUGACCACCGUGCGGCCCGGUUGCGGCCUGAGGCAGCUGUCCCACCUCGUGCCACCGCUCCCCGGAGAUGGCAUGCCAGCCCUGCUGGGCGCGUUCCAGGGCGCCGACUUCGUCCUCUGGGACGUGGAGCACUGCGCUGGGAUUUGGCGCCACAGGUGCGGCGGGGGAAAGCGCCCCAGCGUCCUGCACGCCACGCGGACCGGCUUCACGUUCGCGUACUCCUCCGGCUCGAAGACGCUGGAGGUGCACGAUACGGAGCCGGGCGCGGCCUGCGGAUCGGCGUCCUCGCCGUCGUCGCUGCGACAGCCCCUGCACGGGCGGGAGAUCCACUCGGUGGCCUGGGUCUCUGCCCCCACUGCCGAGCGGCCUGGGCUCUUCGCCACGGCUGCGGAGGACACCACGCUGCGGCUGACCCAGUGCGCCCCGUUGCGCGGCGAGGAUGCGAUGCGGAUCAUCCCCCUGCAGGGCUCCGAGCAGCACCCCGGCGCCGUCCGCGCCGUGGCCUCCGCGAGGCUGGGCGGCAGCGUGGUCGUGCUGUCGGGCGGGGCGAAGGGCGUUCUGCGGCUUUACGCGCUCGAGGAGGGGCCCUCGCUGCGGCUCGUCUGGUCGCCCAUGCCUGGGCCUGUGCUGGCAGCGGCAGCGGCGGGCCGGCCCAGCGCGGCGGACGACAAGGAGACCGACGCGGGUGCGGAGGCCCUGGACUCCGAGGAGCCCGGCGAGGACGGCGGCGGUGCAGAGCCAGAGGAGCGCGUCAUGGCCAUCGACUGCCUGCAGCUCGACGACGGGGACCUGCUGGUGACAGCCGCGUCGUCGGUCGGCUUGCUGCGGUACUGGCUGCUCAGCGCCGUGGGCUCUUCGGAGGUCGGCGCCACCGUGGCCCGCGAGGUGCGGGUGGCGACCACCGCCGCGCUCUGCGUCAGGUGCCUGGCGACUCUGGGCGCGGGCCGUGGCGCGCUGGUAGGUACGGCCGACGGCUUCAUGGUCGGCUGCAGCCUCGACAUCGACCCCGCCGAGGAGCCGACCCCUCGUGGCGCUCCGUGGCCGCGCGCGCAGCUGCACGACGCGGGCGUGAACGACUUGGCUGUCCUGCCAGGCUGGGGCUGCCCGGGGCAGCUGCUGGUGGCGAGCGCCGGGGACGACCAGCAGAUCGCGCUGGCGCUGCUGGAGGUCCAGGCCAGCCCGCCUCUGCGGAUCCUCGGCUCCCGGCGCCUCAGCGGCGCCCACAGCUCCUCUGUGCGGUCCGUCGCCUGGGCGGCCGGCAGGCUCCUGAGCCUGGGGCUGGACCGCCGCCUCCGCGUCUGGGACCUGGAUGCCGACGGCGCCGCCGCCUCUGGCGGGUGCCCCUGCCUGCGCCCGGGGGAGGAGGAGCCCCACGCGGCCCGCUGCGUGGAGCCGGAGGCGCUCUCGGUUGCCCCUGGCUCUGUGGAGGACGCCUCGGGUCGCCAGCUGGUGGCCGUGGCGCUCGUUGGUCGCGGCAUGGAGCUCGCCGUGCUUCGUGUGAGCGGCAGGGAGCCGGGGCGCGGCGACGAGGCGAGGAUGCCGACCGCUUCCUGGAAGCCAGCGCCGUAAAACCAGCCGAGUGAUUCUCCUCCUCCUCCUCCUCCUCCUCCUCCUCCUCAGCAGC
Prorocentrum cordatum is the source of this 3763-nucleotide messenger RNA. The record is from the annotation of a GenBank genome assembly. NCBI's taxonomy places the organism in Eukaryota, Dinophyceae, Prorocentrales, Prorocentraceae.